Molecule: messenger RNA, 5211 nt
Organism: Neoarius graeffei (lesser salmon catfish)
Lineage: Eukaryota; Metazoa; Chordata; Actinopteri; Siluriformes; Ariidae
Gene: kdm5ba
Product: lysine demethylase 5Ba
Exons: 28
Coding region: 165-4580 (1471 amino acids)
Biological process (GO): chromatin remodeling
Cellular component (GO): nucleus
Molecular function (GO): DNA binding; histone demethylase activity
Source: RefSeq, a predicted model, not a curated record
AAACGGAUGCCUUGUGAAUGGAAAGAAGCAGUGAUGGCCGUUUCAUCGCUAGAAAGGCAUUUAAGAAAAGUACUUCUAGUCUAGUUUAGCGCCGAACUGAUGCGAUACCUCGUUUAUUCCAGUUUCUGCCUGUCAUCGGUUGGAUGUAGUUGCAGUUGCCCAGAAUGACCCAACCUCGACCCAACGAGUUUAUUCCACCGCCGGAAUGUCCUGUGUUUGAGCCUAGUUGGGAAGAAUUCGACGACCCGUUUGCGUUUAUCAACAAAAUACGCCCCAUUGCAGAAAAUACUGGUAUUUGUAAGAUCAGACCACCGCAGGGGUGGCAACCACCAUUUGCCUGUGAUGUGGACCGAUUGCAUUUCACCCCACGCAUACAGAGGCUCAAUGAAUUGGAGGCUCAAACCAGAGUGAAACUCAACUUUUUGGACCAGAUAGCCAAGUUUUGGGAGCUGCAGGGUUGCACAUUGAAAAUCCCUCAUGUAGAGCGCAAAUCUCUUGACCUGUAUCAGCUCUACAAGUUGGUGAUGGAGGAGGGCAGCUUUGACAUUGUCUGCAGGGAAAGGAAAUGGACCCAGAUCGCACUGAAGAUGGGCUUUUCUCUUGGCAAAUCUGUUGGAUCUCACUUGCGUGCUCAUUAUGAGAGGAUUCUCUAUCCUUACUACCUUUUCCAGACGGGGGCCAACCUUCUGAACUCACAGAAACCCACUCUUACAAAUGAUACCAAAGAUAAGGUAUAUAAAUCUCAUGACUUGCCUCAGCGACAGUCUGUACAGCCUGCAGAAAUCUCCACCAUUGCCCGCAGAGCCAAACGGUCUAAAAUCUCAUUAACGGGUCACUGUUUCAAAAAUGAGCAGGAGGAAGCAUGUGAAAACAGACCCAACCUAAGAAGGCGAAUGGGCUCUUAUGUGGCAAAACCAGAAGCAGUGACAAGCUUUCCAGUCCACCUGAAACAGGAGCCUAUGGAACAAGUUGAAUCAAUGCCUAACGGAGAAACAUCAAAGGUGGAACAGUACAUGUGUUUGGUGUGUGGGGGAGGCGGUGAUGAAGACAAGCUGUUGCUGUGUGAUGGCUGCGAUGACAGCUACCACACAUUCUGUCUAAUUCCACCACUUCAUGAUGUCCCCAAAGGGGACUGGAGAUGUCCCAAGUGCCUGGCGCAGGAGUGUGGCAAGCCUCAGGUUGCAUUUGGCUUUGAACAGGCGCCCAGAGACUACACACUCCGCUCCUUUGGAGAUAUGGCAGACUCCUUCAAGUCGGACUAUUUCAACAUGCCUGUGCAUAUGGUCCCGACUGAGCUGGUUGAGAAGGAAUUUUGGCGUUUAGUUAGCACCAUUGAGGAAGAUGUCACAGUAGAGUAUGGGGCAGACAUUGCCUCAAAGGACUUUGGCAGUGGCUUCCCUGUCAGGAAUGGUCCUUUUAAAGUUCCAUCCGAUGAAGAGCAUUACCUCAGCAGUGGCUGGAACCUGAACAACAUGCCAGUGUUGGAUGCAUCUGUGCUGACUCACAUCACAGCUGACAUAUGUGGGAUGAAGCUGCCAUGGCUCUACGUGGGCAUGUGCUUCUCCUCUUUCUGCUGGCAUAUUGAGGAUCAUUGGAGUUAUUCUAUAAAUUAUUUGCACUGGGGAGAGCCAAAGACCUGGUAUGGUGCUCCUGGCUUUGCAGCAGAGCAGUUGGAAGCAGUGAUGAAGAAACUUGCCCCAGAGCUCUUUGAGACCCAGCCAGAUUUGCUCCAUCAGUUGGUCACAAUCAUGAACCCAAAUGUGCUAAUGCAGCAUGGAGUCCCUAUUUACCGCACAAACCAGUGUGCUGGUGAGUUUGUCAUCACCUUCCCCAGAGCGUAUCACAGUGGGUUCAAUCAGGGCUUUAACUUUGCAGAGGCUGUUAACUUCUGCACAGUAGACUGGAUGCCACUUGGUCGACAGUGUAUAGAGCAUUAUCGCUCAUUAAACAGAUACUGUGUUUUCUCCCAUGAUGAGAUGGUCUGUAAUAUUGCAGCCAAAGCAGACAGCUUAGCACUGGAGCUGGUCUGUGCCAUACAGAGGGACAUGAGUGUUAUGAUUCAGGAGGAGAAAGAGCUGCGAGAAAAAGCCUACAAGCUGGGUGUGUGGCACUCUCAACAGGUGGACUAUGAUGAGCAGCCAGAUGAGGAGAGGCAGUGUUAUAAAUGCAGGACAACCUGUUACCUCUCUGCCAUCACUUGUCCCUGCAGCCCUGGCCAGCUUGUGUGUUUACAUCACCUCCAGGACUUCUGCUCCUGUACCCCUAACCAUUAUAUGCUGAAUUAUAAGUACACCUUGGGCAUGUUGAAUCAGAUGUUCAAGACUUUGACAGCACAUGCUGAGUCAUACAGUGACUGGGCUUGUAAAGUUAACAAAAUUUUAAAGGCAGACCAAGAAAAUAAAAGUGAUUUGGAGGAACUUCGUGCACUGAUUGUGAAAGCAGACAAGAUGAUUUAUCCUGAGACGGAUCUGCUACUCCAUUUACGGCAGACUCUUCAGGAUGCAGAAAAGAGUGCCUUAAUGGCCCAGCAGCUACUCAAUGGAAAGAGACAGACCAGGUAUCGCUCAGGUGGCGGGAAAUCUCAGAAACAUCUCACUGUAGAAGAGUUGAGGUUAUUUGUACAGCAACUAUAUGACCUGCCCUGCACCAUUAGACAGGCCCCUUUUCUUAAGGCUCUGCUUAACCGUGUCAGACAGUUCCAAGAACAGAGUUCAGAGCUCCUGGCCAUAGAGAUGCCCAGCUCCUCAGCCCUGCAAGCUGUGCUGGAUGAAGGCUCUGGGCUAGAGGUAGAGUUGCCAGAGCUCGAUGUACUCAGGCAGCGCCUGGAGCAGGCACGAUGGGUUGAGGCAGUACAACAGGCCAGCAAAGAGCCUACCAGCCUCAGCCUGGAACGCAUGAGGAAACUGAUUGACCAAGGCGUGGGUCUGGAGCCUCACGCCUGUGUGGAGAGAACCAUGGCUCACUUGCAAGAACUGCUUACUGUGUGUGAGCACUGUGAGGAGAAGGCACACAGCAUGCUAAUGGCCAGACCUCACCAAAAUUUAGAAAUGCUGGAGGCAGUGCUGCUGGAAGUAAAUAGUAUCCAGGCUUACCUGCCCAACUGUCUCCAACUGCAAGACUCCAUUAUCAGGGCUAGGGAGUGGAUACAGGAGGCAGAAGCCCUACAGCUCGGAGGGCAUAUCCCUGUUUUGUCUUCUUUGAAUGAUCUGGUCUUAAAAGCUAAAGGCAUACCAGUCUUGCUGGAACCUCUGGCACAGCUGGAAAGCCAGGUGUUAGAAGUGCAGGCCUGGAAGGAGAGUGCAUCCAAAAUGUUUUUAUUGAAGUACUCUUCUCUGUCCCUCCUGGAGGUACUGUGCCCCCGGUGUGAGACAGCGUGUCAGAAAUCAAAAGCAAAAAGAGUGAGAGAUGUUCCUCCAGCUGUUAAAAAUGGCAUAAAACUAGACUAUCUUGCUGAUGUGGAAAGAGCUGUCUCUGAAAGCAAAGACACAGCUUUAGCGAUGGCUACUCUGUGUGGGAUGCGUUUGAAGGAGCUGGAGAAUCUGAAUAUUCUAAGGACCGCAAACAAUGCAAAGUUUCUGCCCACAGAUGACUUGGCUCCUACAGUGUGCCUAUGCCAUACAGUACCAGCAGGCCCCAUGCUCCAGUGUGAACUCUGCCAUGAUGCUUACCACAGUGGUUGUGUGCCAGGGUACCAAGAUACACAGGCAGGGCAGCCUUGGCUGUGCCCACUCUGCAGCCGAUCUGAGAAACCUCCUCUGGAGAAGGUUCUGCCCCUGCUUGCCUCUCUCCAGCGUAUUCGGGUACGGCUCCCAGAGGGUGAUGCGCUACGUUUUAUGAUUGAGAGGACAGUGCGCUGGCAGCACAGGGUGCAGCAGGUCUCACCUUUUACACAGCACUUUAAUAGAAAAAUAAGAUCUUUCUCUGGAAAGCCGCCUUCUCUGUCCCUAGAUGGGAGUAACAGGUCCUUCUACAUGCACCAUUCAUGCAUUCCUCUCCAUGCUCUUAGUCCUGAACUAGAUGAGUUGCUUGUGGAAGGACUCCUUCUACAGGUGACUUUGCCUGAGCUGCAGCAUCUCUACCAGGGGUUGCUCAGCAGGUUCUUUCCCUCUCAGCAUGCACUACAGAGCAGCAAGCAUGACCACCAGUACCACAUUGCACAGGACAGUAACCUAACUUACAAAAACCCACCCCAAAGCAAGAUCCAGGAUUUAGAUUUAGAGUUGCACAAAGACACUGAGAAGCUAGAGAAGAACCCCAAGAGGCACUUGGAAAAGGAGACCUCUGAUGUGCAGGAAAGAGACACUGUUAAGAAACCCAGGAAAAAGAAGUCUGGCACAAAUCAGGAGAGGAGACAUGAAAAAAGAACCAUCUACUCUGGUUUCAGUUCAGACUCACCCUUUUCUGAGGAGGACUGGUCUGUGUGCUCGGCAAAACUAUGUCAGCAGCCAGAGGGAAAUGAGGUAAACUGGGUUCAGUGUGAUGGGAACUGUAAUCAGUGGUUCCACCAAAUUUGUGUGGGUGUGUCUGCUGAGCAGGCUGAAAAUGAAGACUACAUCUGCAUCAACUGUUUAGUAAAAUAAUUGGAUACCAUAAGGACUGAAACUCUUUGGAUAAACAAGUUAGAUUACUGUGUACUGUAUGUACCAGAUUUUUCUCCUGGCCCUCAGAAGUCCCAGGCAGUCCUCCUUAUGUUGGCACUAUAGGACUCAACUAGUACCAUUUUGUUUUUCUGGCCUUUUUCAUCUUGUCUAGAGGACAGGAUGCAAAGAUGUACCUCAGGUAUUUCUAUCCAAUAAAUAUAAUGUAGCAAGACAUCGAUUUUUCCCAAAUGUGAAAUUGGAUUGCUUCUUUCACAAUGUUACCUCCUACCAUGUUAACUAAUCUUUAUACUAGGUUCCAUGGCUGUUUUUCAUCAAAUUAAUCUAAUUGGUCUCAAGAGAAACCUAUGAAUUUAUUUUGGAAAAAUGUAUUUGGUACAUGUCUCAUACAUAUUUAUUUAUUCCAGCAAUAACUAAGCUGGUUACCGGAUUUUCUUCAGCUUUAUUUGCUUUGAUCAGUUUCUCCCAUUACUAAAAGUUGUACAGAAUCCUGAUCUAGGUUGUCGAAGUGAUGUAGCAGAAAGUAGUGUGAACUAUUCUUUGUGACCUUUGCUGUUUCUUUAUAAAUAAACAAUAUUGGAUGUUCAUUGUGGAAUAAAAUGGUUUGUUCUCA